GAAAGUUACAAAUUGUGAAAAGGAAACGGUUAUGCUUCUGCUGCUUUUAAAGAACGGGCAUACAAGGCUUACCUGUAAGACAGCUGAGAAUGGUGGUAGUGGUACAUUAGGACAACGUCCACUGUUGACCGUAUCGAAGAAUCAAGGGAGCUCUACUACUUGUAAUAGCAGCUUUGCGCCGCACGACUUCCAGAAAGUCUAUUUAGGUUUUGUACCGGUAAGAGUAAGAGAACCAAGGUCAUGUGUCGAUACAUAUGCGUUGCUAGAUAAUGAUUCUGACAUAACAUUGAUAGAUGAUGAGCUGGCCAGCUGCUUGAGUGAAGUAUCGUUGGAUACUUUCUAUUUCUACUCUCGCCGACCAUGCACAUGGUCCAGGGUUCGAGCCCGCGCCGACGCACACCUGAUAUCUAUGAUUGGCCUGCGAAAUUUGGGCUACCGAUAUCCACGCUGAAAAUUCCACACUUGUACCAAAAAUACAGCGUGGAGUCAAGCUGUUAUCGAAAAUAAAAAUAAAAAAAUAAAUAUUUUAAGCCUGUCACAUAUGCAAGUGCUGCUGAGAAUGAAUGGACAAUAUUCUAGCAGUGGUCUUACACAUGUUUUGUAUAAGUUUCGCUUCGUAGUUGUGGGAGUUCCUGAGAGCAUCCUCGAUUCAGGCGCCUGCGUUCCCACUUGCUCAGAAAAUGUCAGGUCAGUAGAGUACCUGAGUCCUAGGUCAACAACACUUUGGAGUUUAGGCAAGUCAAUAGAUUCAAGUUCCAGUUUGAUAUUUAUUGAGGGUGCACCGAAACAGUUCCAACCACAUAUGUUAAGGUUGAAUUUUACGUUCCAUGUGGAGGACCAUGCAGUUACUCUGUCUAGUUCUUUCUGAACAGCAUUCUGAAAGUAUCCUAAGCCAGCACAGCGGAACGUGUAAGCUACUUUAAGAUCAUCUGCGAAGAUGGACUGUUCACCAAGCGAGAAACAACUGCAUAUGUCGUUGACAUCUAGAGUGAAUAGGAGGGCGCCUAAGACGCUACACCAGGUGUGAAUGGACUAGGUUUAGAGUUUACAGACCCCAGUCCAACUACUUGGGAUCUAUUGUUAGGGAAUGAUUCAAGCCAUCCUAAUAAUGGGUUACAUAUUCCUAAGGAGUUCAGCUUAUUUAUUAGAAGCAAAUGGUCAACGCGGUCGAAGGCUUUGGAGAUGUCAAAGUAGAUGAUGACUAGUAUUAGUUAUUGUCUGCCUCGGCUACUGAUUAUAUAGUUAAAGAAGUCAAGGUGACAGGUCAUGCAUGGUCUGGAUUUUAGGAAUCCAUGUUGAUUGGGACUUACAGUACUGCAGCUGAGCGUACUUUUGAGAAUAUCACCCCUAACUAUUCCUUCCAUAAUUCUAGAUGCUAAGAUAUACAGCAGAUCUCACUUUAAUAUCUUCUCAAAUCUGUCCAAGAGAACACAGCAAAGGUGUUACUCACAAGAAAAUAUGCUCAAACUAAGAUGUAUGCUAAAUGACACUAACUGGGAACUUUUCAACGAACACAAACUGGAUGAUACUAUUUCCAAUUUGACUGACUAUCUUAAAUUCUGUCUUGAUAUAUGCUGUCCAAAACAGAUAAUUUUCAAAAGAAUGGAUCGUUUUUCUUCCCCUCAUCUCAAAAAACUUCGUAGAGAAAAAGAGAAGCUGUACAAGACAAAGAAUAAAUCUGGUCUUAAGAAGAUAAACACCCAAAUUAAAUCUGAAAUCAAGAGACUAAACAACAUUUAUAAUCAAACAAUACUAUCUUGUAAAACAUCAGAAAACAUAUGGAAGCUUUUUAGAGAAAUUACUGGUUGUGGUAAGCAUAAUAAUUUUGCCUCUUCUAUUGAUGUAAAUACUCUCAAUCGAUCUUUUGUCCGCCCUCCAAAUGUCAUUUCUGCCUUCAAUUUAACUAAUAACACGACCAGUGACUUUCAUCGUUUCAAUACAUCUGAUGUUCUUAAAUGUUUGAAAUCUCUUAAACCUUCCCAGCGUCUAGGCCCUGAUGGUAUACCUGCCAUUGUCUUAAAGAAAUGUGCUGAUAUUUUAAGUAACCCACUUACAAGCAUUUUCAAUACUUCUUUUUCUCAUAAUAAUGUACCUUCUCUGUGGAAAGAUAUUAAAAUCAUCCCUGUACCCAAGUCUGGUUCUGGAGAUAAUGUUAAGUUUAGACCAAUUGCCAUUACCUCUCCUUUCUUGAAACUGAUGGAGAAAUUACUCUUACAAAAACUCAUUCCCUCCCUAAGCUUCUCAAAUGAUCCAAAGCAGUUUGCUUACAAACAGGGUAGAAGUACUUUGGAUGCUGCUGCAGUGUUUCAUCACAACAUUGUAUCCUCCUUAGACAAAGGGGCCAAGUAUGUCCGUUGUACUUUCCUUGAUUACACAUCUGCUUUUGACUCUGUACCUAGAGGCCUUUUGUUAAACAAGCUUAGCCUUACACAAACUGAGUCCUGGGCUAUCAACUGGCUGCACUCUUACUUCUCCAAUAGGAUGCAGUACACGAUAUAUAAUGGUGUAGCUUCCUCUCCUUUGCUUACUGAAGCUGGUGUUCCUCAGGGUGCUGUUCUCUCGCCGUUUCUCUUUUCCUUCUUCUUACAUGACUUACCUCUCUCAGACGAAAUCAACUUCGUCAAAUAUGCAGAUGACCUGACUGUUUCGCUUCCCGUUAAGUCUCAGUCAGACUGCUUCAAAUUAAAUAGCUUCCUGUCGGACAUCAGUCAGUGGUCUAAAAUAAAUGGCCUAACGCUGAAUCCCUCAAAAUGCCAGACUGUCGACUUCUCCUUUAGGCAUAAACGAGAUCUACAAACACUAGUAAGCACUCAUGAUGUCUGUAGAAUCGAGGGGACUAUAAUUGAAACAAAGUCUAAUGCAAAAUACCUCGGAUUAGUUAUAUCUUCCGACCUUACUUGGUCAUCUCAUAUCCAAAUGAUUUCCAAGAAAGUGUUUCGUCUAACCUACUACAUUAAGAAACUCAGACUAACUGGAGUCCCUCAACCUCUGCUUACACAAUUUGUCAACUCUCGUAUCCUACCUAUUCUACUUUACUGUUCCCCGUUAGUCUUUCCUGGGUUACUGAAAAAGGAUUAUACCAUCCUGAGAAGGAUGUUGAAGGUAGUUAGCAGGACUAGCGGUGUAAAACUCAGUCAGCUCGUCACAACAUUAGUGGAUAAGCAUCUGAAUACAUGUGAGAAAUGGUCUAAAACCAUACUCUCUGACCCCCAACACCCCCUCUAUUCCCAACUCUCUCCCUGCAUCUCAUCAAGUAGAACCAGAAAUCAGUAUAAAAUAAUAUAUGCUCGCACAACCAAGUAUAGGAACUCAACGAUACCAUAUUUGGCCCGUGUUCUAAGUGACAGAGACAAUGUUAGACGUGAAACCUAUGACUUGCUUUGUUGUUAAUAACAGAAUUUUGGCCCUUGUUUUUUUCCCCCUUACACUCUCUUAUUUGUACUCUAUAGUGAACAACCUUCUUAAACAUACUUAGCUGCUUAAAAUUAUUAUCAUUGGCUUACAUUUUUAUUCUUUAUUCUACUCCUUCUUUGUACAUCUACUGGGUCCGACUAUAUUAUCACUAUGAUUAUUAAAAACUGUCCCGUCAUUAACCAUCAUGUAACAUUAGUUUUGUGGUUGUUCUUUGUUCGGCACUAUUUAACUGACAAUCUUGUUUGUUAUUGCCACUAUCACCAUCUUAAAAAUUUUGUAUUAUGCAUGAUUCCUCACACUGCCACUACAAACAACCGCAUUAGUACUGAC
Molecule: messenger RNA, 3744 nt
Organism: Trichobilharzia regenti
Lineage: Eukaryota; Metazoa; Platyhelminthes; Trematoda; Strigeidida; Schistosomatidae
Source: the annotation of a GenBank genome assembly